This is a messenger RNA of Cryphonectria parasitica EP155, 1552 nucleotides long. RefSeq lists its product as uncharacterized. Gene Ontology annotation, molecular function: structural constituent of ribosome. The transcript has a single exon. The record is from RefSeq and is a predicted model, not a curated record. Gene Ontology annotation, cellular component: mitochondrial small ribosomal subunit. Lineage: Eukaryota; Fungi; Ascomycota; Sordariomycetes; Diaporthales; Cryphonectriaceae. Gene Ontology annotation, biological process: mitochondrial translational initiation. Bases 1 to 1407 code for a protein of 468 amino acids.
AUGGCGACAGCAAGCAGGAGUCUGACACCCGGUGGCGCGCUUCUCCGGGCGUCACGCAUGUUCUCUCUGCCCUCAGCAAUCCCAUCACCUCCUGGCGACUACCAAGCCGCGACCAGCUACAACUCCGACACCGCGACCGCCGCCUACCCAACUCUACAGACAGUCACGGCCCCGGAAAGCUUCAGACAACGCGGAGACUGGGGCUUCAAAAGAAACUUUCCCCUAAGGUCGACUGCCAAGACCAGCACGCCAUACCUUCGUGUCAAGCAGGUCGACUCGCUGGAACAUGUCACCGACUUCACCUCGGCGGCGGACCACACAUUGUCCUUGGAGAAGUGGCAGGAGAUGAACAUAGCCGUAUCACUCCCACACAAUGCGAAAGCAGAGGGCGUAAGCCUACUGACGAAGAUGGAUGACGCGCUGGAAUCGGUGUUUGAAGACAAGCACGAUUUCACUGCAAUCGACGAUGCUGAAAAGAUCAAUGAGGCCGGACACAAACGUUGGAAGUUUAAAGGCCCCUGGCUUGCCAACCUGACCGAGGGCGAAUUCCAGACAUACCUGAAGAGGGAGGUCCGCGGAAGGAGGGCAGAGUUCCGCCAGUUCUUGCGCCAGCAAAUUGCGCCUGACCUGACCAAGAAAGCGAAGCAGCGCGCCAUGGAUGAGGGACUCGAUCGGGAGAUCCCCGAUGUGCGACCUGAAGAAGUCACGGAUGAGCAGGUUCUCGACUUUCUCCGCGAGGUCCGUGAGUAUCGCCAAGUGCUCUACGACCUUGUUGGAAAAUUUCUCGACCUUGCGCCCCUCGAGCCACCCUACGCGGCAGACCACUUGGGCGCUCUGGCACCGGGUCAGACGAAGCAGAUUUCAAGGCCAAAUCCAUACGCCAGAGAUGGGCCACCAGCAACCCACCCGUCUGCUGGCCUGUCAUAUCUACGGAGCAACGCAUACCUCGAGAACCACCCUGUGUACGGGCCGCAGCAGAAGCACAAGCCCGUCAAGGCCAGAAUCAUGCACCUUGGAACGGGCCAGAACGCAAGUGUUGGAGUUGGUGGCUUUGUCUCGGCAUCUCCCCUUGCCAGAACAGCGUUCAUGAAUAAGAAUGAAAGGCUCGACUUCAAGCAGGCUGGCGGGUCCAAGCUCUGGGUCAACAUCGUGUCCGCCCAGGUCAAUUCGGACGGUCGGGCUGUUGUGAAUAUCGAAGAGGCUGAGCGACAGUCUAAGAUGGUGCAGGAGGAGAUGCAGGGAGAAAGGCAAUUGUACCACCAGGCAGUAGAAAACCCGGUAGAAGAGGCCAUGCAGCUCAGAGUCCCGAGAUCAUCGAAGUCGCUGCGUGGGAAGGCUACCUGGAAGAGCAGCAGCUCAAGUACUUAUGGCUUAGAUUGGGCGGAUGAACCGCGAAAAUCGAAGUGAUGAAGAUCAAGUGGAAGGGUUUAGGCUUGAAGACAACCGUGGGCUGCUCUGAUUUGUUCGAAACCACGAGCGAGACACGAGCACAAAGAUUCUCACCUGUACAAGAAUUUAGAACUAAAAUGGAAUACAUGUAUCAUUGAUGGAC